Hipposideros armiger (great roundleaf bat) is the source of this 4935-nucleotide messenger RNA. RefSeq names its product tetratricopeptide repeat domain 7A (gene TTC7A). The transcript has 20 exons. The record is from RefSeq and is a predicted model, not a curated record. Bases 353 to 2920 code for a protein of 855 amino acids. Gene Ontology annotation, cellular component: plasma membrane. Lineage: Eukaryota; Metazoa; Chordata; Mammalia; Chiroptera; Hipposideridae. Gene Ontology annotation, molecular function: protein binding. Gene Ontology annotation, biological process: phosphatidylinositol phosphate biosynthetic process; protein localization to plasma membrane.
GGCGGGUCCGCAGCUGGCGGCGCCCAGGCCCGGGGCGGGGGCUGUGGCAGCAGCUGCAGCACCGGCGGCUGCAGCAGCGCCAAGAGCUGUUGCGGCGGAGGCGGAGGCUGCUCCUGGACGCGUCCGGGCCGCACAGCCCAAGCCCCAGCCCGGAGGCGUCAGGCAGUGCACUGGGUGCUGCUGCGGGUGCUGCUGCCCGCCCGCCGCCACCCGGGCCCCCGCUACCACCCGGGCCCCGGCCGCCGCCCGCGCCCCCGUGGACCCCGCCCGCUUGUGCGCCCCAGCCGGGACGCCGCCCCCGGCCGGGUCUCCACUUCUCCGCAGCACCUCCCAUGACAGCGCCCGCGCGAAGAUGGCUGCGAAGGGCACGCACGGCUCCCACCUGAAGAUAGAGAGUGAGCUGGAGCGCUGCCGCGCGGAGGGCCACUGGGACCGCAUGCCCCAGCUAGUCCGGCAGAUGCAGACGCUGGUCCUGUCCAGCAGCCGACGAGCCAUCCCGAGCGCCGUGUUCACUUCCCUGGACACCGAUGACUUUGGAAAAUUACUCCUGGCUGAGGCCCUCCUGGAGCAGUGUUUAAAGAAGAAUAAUGCUAGGAUAAAAGACUCCAUCCCUUGGCUGGAGAAGAAUGAACCUAAGAUGAAUGAAGCCAGAAACUAUCUAAGCAGUAUCCUUAACCACGGAAAGCUGUCGCCGCAGUACAUGUGUGAGGCCAUGCUGAUCCUGGGCAAGCUGCAUUACGUGGAGGGGUCAUACCGAGACGCCAUCAGCAUGUAUGCACGGGCUGGGAUUGAUGACAUGUCUGUGGGGAACAAACCCCUGUAUCGGAUGCGGCUGCUGGCAGAGGCCUUUGUCAUCAAAGGCCUCUCCCUGGAACGCCUACCUAACUCGAUUGCUUCCCGCCACCGCCUGACUGAGAGAGAGGAGGAAGUGAUCACCUGCUUCGAGAGGGCCUCCUGGAUUGCUCAGGUGUUCCUGCAGGAACUGGAGAAGAUCACAAAUAACACCACAUCACGGCAUCUGAAAGGUUUUCACCCAGUUGACUAUGAGCUCACCUACUUCCUGGAAGCCGCCCUCCAGAGCGCUUAUGUGACAAACCUGAAGAAGGGGAACAUCGUGAAAGGCAUGAGAGAGCUCCGGGAGGUCCUACGGACUGUGGAGACCAAAGCAACUCAGAACUUCAAAGUGAUGGCGGCCAAGCACCUGGCAGGCGUCCUGCUGCACUCCCUGAGUGAGGAGUGCUACUGGAGCCCCCUGUCCCACCCUCUGCCCGAGUUCAUGAGCAAGGAGGAGAAUUCCUUCAUCAUGCAAGCCCCGCGGAAACCUCACCUCUACGAAGGAGAUAACCUCUACUGCCCGAAGGAUAACAUUGAGGAAGCCCUCCUGCUGCUCCUCAUCAGCGAGUCCAUGGCUACUCGGGAUGUGGUGCUGAGCCGGGCGCCAGAGCAGGAGGAGGACCGGGCAGCGAGUGUGCAGAAUACGGCGGCCAUCUACGACCUCCUGAGCAUCACGCUGGGCAGGAGGGGGCAGUAUGCCAUGCUCUCUGAGUGCCUGGAGCGAGCCAUGAAGUUUGCAUUUGAAGAAUUCCACCUUUGGUACCAAGUGGCCCUCUCCAUGGUGGCGUGUGGAAAGUCGGCCUAUGCCGUGUCGCUGCUGCGGGAGUGUGUGAAGUUGCGACCCUUAGACCCCACUGUGCCCCUGAUGGCCGCCAAGGUCUGCAUCGGAUCCCUGCACUGGCUGGAGGAGGCGGAGCACUUUGCCACGAUGGUGAUCGACCUUGGCGAGGAAGCUGGGGAAUUCCUCUCCAAGGGCUACCUGGCGCUGGGUCUCACCUACAGCCUGCAGGCCACUGACGCAACUCUGAAAUGCAAGCAGGAUGAAUUGCACCGGAAAGCACUGCAGACACUGGAGAGAGCCCAGCAGCUGGCGCCUGGCGACCCCCAGGUCAUCCUCUAUGUCUCCCUGCAGCUGGCCCUCGUCCGACAGAUCUCCAGCGCCAUGGAGCAGCUGCAGGAGGCCCUGAAAGUGUGCAGGGAUGAUGCCAAUGCCCUCCACCUGCUGGCACUCCUCUUCUCCGCCCAGAAACACUACCAGCACGCACUGGACGUCAUCAACAUGGCCAUCACGGAGUACCCGGAGUACUUCAGCCUGAUGUUCACGAAGGUGAAGCUGGAGCAGGUACUGAAAGGCCCAGAGGAAGCUCUCGUGACCUGCAGACAAAUGCUGCGGCUGUGGCAGACCCUGUACAACUUCCCCCAGCUGGGAGGCCUGGAAAAGGACGGCAGCCUCGGCGAGGGCCUCACACUAAAGAAGCAGAGUGGCAUGCACCUGACUCUGCCUGAUGCCCACGACGCAGACUCCGGCUCUCGGCGGGCAUCGUCCAUCGCAGCCUCCCGGCUGGAGGAGGCCAUGUCAGAGCUGACCAUGCCCAGCUCAGUCCUGAAGCAGGGCCCCAUGCAGCAGUGGACCACACUGGAACAGAUCUGGCUCCAGGCUGCCGAGCUAUUCAUGGAGCAGCAUCACCUCAAGGAAGCAGGUUUCUGCAUCCAAGAGGCAGCGGGCCUCUUCCCCACCUCACACUCGGUGCUCUACAUGCGGGGCCGGCUGGCCGAGAUGAAGGGCAGCUUGGAGGAGGCCAAGCAGCUGUACAAGGAGGCGCUCACAGUGAACCCCGAUGGCGUGUUCAUCAUGCACAGCCUGGGUCUGAUGCUGAGUCGGCUGGGCCACAAGAGCCUGGCCCAAAAGGUGCUACGGGAUGCCGUGGAGAGGCAGAGCACCUGCCACGAGGCGUGGCAGGGCCUAGGCGAGGUGCUGCAGGCCCACGGCCAGAGCGAGGCUGCCGUCGACUGCUUCCUGACCGCCCUCGAGCUGGAAUCCAGCAGCCCGGUGCUGCCCUUCUCCAUCAUUCCGCGGGAGCUCUGACAUUGCCCUGCAGCAGCAGGGAGAGGGGGCUGCCCGGGGUGGCGGGGAGGGAGGUACAGACAGGCAGCAGGGAGUCUGGGUCAGGAAAGCUGUGGGGCCUCAGGGAAAUACAUUCUCUAGGGAACACUUCUGCAGGCUGUAGCCCUAGUUCACCUCGCCUCCCCUACCCCACCCCUGCGCUCCCUCCAGGGCCAGCUGGGUGUGGGAGCUGCUCAUCUGGAGCUGGGUGGACCAGAUUUGCAUCAAAAGCAAAUUCCUUGUUCCUUGGGACAUUGUGACAUUUAUGAGCUAGGAAGUAUCUGGGAGGCCACAUCAACAUGGGGGGCCCUCCCCAGAGUUUCUGUGCAGUGAGGGUCUGUGUGGCUUGGAUACCUCCCCCCACCCAUCCGGAAACCCCUACUGUGCCUGUCACCCUCUUUUACCAUCCCUGACCCUGGAUUUCCAGCUUUCCACAAGCUUUAGUCUCAAACCUCAGCUCACUGCUCUCCAACACCAAAGAUGAACACCGCAAGCUGCCCUCUGGCUGGGCCGAGGGGGUUUUCCUGGGUUCCUUCCUCGGCUCCUCAGGAGACAGUCUGCUUGAACCCUAAGUGACUUAGAGUCAUGGUGACUGGACUUGCUCCCCAAGAGCCUCACAGCUGUACUUCACCCCACCCAUGCCUCUGUGCCCUGGGGAGCCCCGUGGCUCUGGUCCCAUGCCCCAGUCUCAGGACAAGGUUUUGAAGCACUCUCAGGUCUUGCCCGUGGCAGUCAUGGCUUGAAGAACCUGCUGGCAAGUGGGAAGAGAAUGGACCUCUGGGUUCCUUUCCCAGACUUUGCGUUGGUGGGUGAUGCCUGGUGUUGCCCUUCUUUGCCCAAUGAGGCCAGUUGGGUCUCACUGUGCUCUUCCUCUGUGCUGCCAAGUGCCUUUGGGGCCUCUGGUGACUGACCAGGGCACUGAGCACUGGUCCUAACUAACCUUCCAUUUCCACCCACCUCUGUCUCCCUGGAAAUGCCCCACCCAAAGCGGCCUCCUUAGGCCCUAAACCAUAGCCCCAGGAUGGGCCUCAGGAUACAAACAUGGCUGCUGAACCCAGCCCUUUCUAAUACCUUGCACCAACACAUCAUUCCUUCAAGCCUUAUCAUUCUGGGCAAUGGGUACAAUGCAGAUCACUCUAGGGGUUUAUAAUGUGGAGAUGGGCAGUCUCCAGGACUGUCUCCAAGUCAUCUCAUCACCCACAGCCCAUUUUCACCACUGGCUUUUUUGGGUAACCUGAGUCCCACCAUGGCCAUUUGGUUUCCCCUGCCUGGCACCCAAUGACUGUGGUUGAAGACCUGAGGAGGAGAUGGAGCCUGGCACCUCCUAACUAGUUGAGUAGACCUCUGUACAUGACACUGUUGUCUGCAGGGGUCCUGGGUGCUGGUGGGUGGGUGUCUUCCCUGCUGCUUCCCUAGUCUGCUGUAUGAGACUCUUGGAAUUCUUCCCAAGAAGUCAGCCCCCCGUGGGGCCUAUCAGGGAAUCUUUUUUCAUCUGCACUUUGGGUUUUUGUUUUAAAGCUCCAUCAGGUAUCUCUCUCAUUUUACGGUGUGUGGGAAACUCAGGCAGGGGCUGCCGUGGGUUGUCAUAGCCCAGUCUUUCUGUUGGAGACCUGCCCUCCCUGCUGCACUGGCUCAGCACUGCACCCCAGGUACUUCCCAGGGAGAGCCUGUAUCUCCUGGCCUCGCCAGGCGAGCGACACUGCAGAAAACGCCAAAUCCUUUACCUCCCGGUUGAAGGAUUUCUAUAUGUGUAUGUGUGUGUAUAAAUAUAUAUAUAAUAGAGAUCUAUUUUUCUGGAAUUCUGUUAGGAAAAAGUAAACAAGAAGCAGAUACCAUUGAUUUGCCUUGGGGUGCCCAAAGACGUUGGUAUCCUUGGUGAUAGGAAAGGCACCAUUGCGUUUUGACUUGUAUAUGCCCUCGGAGGAGGCCUCAGCGGGCUGGGCCAAGUUGCUGACAGUUCACAAAUUGAAUAAAGAGACCCUUGAAGGGGAAGCAGA